Molecule: messenger RNA, 1043 nt
Organism: Strongylocentrotus purpuratus (purple sea urchin)
Lineage: Eukaryota; Metazoa; Echinodermata; Echinoidea; Camarodonta; Strongylocentrotidae
Product: bifunctional protein GlmU
Exons: 3
Coding region: 279-764 (161 amino acids)
Source: RefSeq, a predicted model, not a curated record
UACUUUAGCAAGUUUAGGUCCACUGUAAUCCAUAAUCAUCUACCGGUAUAUAAUAUGUACGAAUAUGAAAUCAUAAGGUGAAAGAAAAUAUAACAGAUGUCAAUUUGAGGAGGCACAGAUGAUUCAUUCAGACUUUGGCAAUUUCUAUUUCCACAUAGAUGCAGCGUAACUCAUACUUGUGAUUUGAGAAAAUCUCAAACUACAAUACCAGCAACGACCUGUUAUUUAGAAAUUACCACUAUUUAUUUGUUGUUCUAUUUUUCAGCCCUCCACCUCAGAUGUCAAUGAAAAGAAUGGAGAGCACAAUGACUUGCCACGCCCUCAGACUGAGACCUGGAGAGGAGCUGAAGACUAAACUCCUAGAGUAUGUCCAAGAGCAUGGCCUCAAAGCAGCAUUCAUCCUGUCAUGUGUUGGCAGCCUGAGGAAAGCGUCUGUAAGAAUGGCCGAUUCAGUAUCGGUGAUCAAUGUUGACAAGAAUCAUGAGAUUGUUUCACUGGUUGGAACACUAUCAGGAGGGCAUGGACAUCUACAUAUCAGUUUGUCAGAUGAGAAAGGCAAGGUGUUUGGAGGACAUCUCCUGGGUAGCGCAGAGGUCUUCACCACAGCAGAAGUUGUCCUUGGAGAGCUCCCUCAGCUGGAGUUCCACAGAGAGCCAGACCCUGAGAGCGGUUACGAUGAACUUGCGAUCCAUAAGAGAUCCAACCAAAACAUAAACUGUGCAUCAAACGAUUCAAAUCAUGAGGGUUUGUGUACUGACAGCUGAUAUCAUCUGACCUUUGACACUUGGGAAGUUGCUGGUUUUACAGUGGAAGUAAAAGGAGAACGGUUGAAGCCAAAAGGGUGCUAACUGAUAUACUUUUACACAUAGUUGAUACCCUUCUGGCUCUGAAAGACGAUAUUUCUCAUUCCUCGUAUAUUUUGUUACCUUUAUCUCACAACACAUGGGAUGUCCAAUAUCUAGGUCUGGAACCCCCAAACGUUCAAAAUUUCCACAUAGGACUCAAAUAUUUCAAUCUGGACCCCUGACCAAAAAGCCCUGCUU